Messenger RNA from Penicillium manginii, 204 nucleotides. RefSeq lists its product as uncharacterized. NCBI's taxonomy places the organism in Eukaryota, Fungi, Ascomycota, Eurotiomycetes, Eurotiales, Aspergillaceae. Bases 1 to 204 code for a protein of 67 amino acids. The record is from RefSeq and is a predicted model, not a curated record. The transcript has a single exon.
AUGAGCAUCGGGGGAGUGAUCUUUAUGCUCUGGCGCUUGUUUUGGGCCCUUUUCAUCCCCAUGUCAUUAUUGCUCUAUCUGUCGGUUUUCCUGGUUGCCAAACCUGGUCUCGAAUACUAUGCCUGGAGGCAGAACAAACAGGUCGCAGCGCUGAGAGAUCAACUGGCUGCGGCGAAUGAUAUGAAGCCCCUAGAACAGCAUUAA